Pseudopodoces humilis (Tibetan ground-tit) is the source of this 742-nucleotide messenger RNA. NCBI's taxonomy places the organism in Eukaryota, Metazoa, Chordata, Aves, Passeriformes, Paridae. The record is from RefSeq and is a predicted model, not a curated record.
GGGGCCGCGCUCUCCCCUGGGCCCCGCCGCCGCCGCCAUGUUGCUCCGCCGCCUCUCGGCCGCCGCCAUCGCGACUAUCGCGACAGUCGCGACCCCGCGAGGCCUCGCCACGGCCGGGGGGGAGGGGCGGCAGCUGCUGAUGCGCCAGCUCUUCGAGGCCUCCUCCUGCACCUACACCUACCUGCUGGCCGACGCCCGCAGCGGCGACGCCGUCAUCAUCGACCCCGUGCUGGAGACGGUGCCCCGGGACCUGCGGCUGCUGCGGGAGCUCGGCCUCACCCUGCACUACGCAGGUGCGGCCCCGCCCACCGCGGACACGCCCCUCCUGACCCCGCCCACCCGCUCCUUUCACCCCCUCCCGCUGGCCUCAACCGCUCUCCUGAGGCGCUGGCCCUUUAAGGGUUCCCCGUUUUGGUUUUUGAGGUCCCAGUUUGGUUUUUGGGGUCCCCUGACGGUUUUUUGGGGUCCCCAGGCGCUGCGCGUGGUCCCCACCCCCGGGCACACCCCCGGCUGUGUCACGUUUGUUCUGGAUGAUUCCAGCAUGGCCUUCACCGGGGACGCGCUGCUGAUCCGGGGCUGCGGCCGCACCGACUUCCAGCAGGGCUGCGCACGCACCCUGCACCGCUCGGUGCACGAGCGAAUCUUCACCCUCCCCGAGAGCUGCCGCGUCUACCCCGGGCACGACUACGCGGACAUCGCCAUCCCGGCCAAUCUCCGCUGCGGCAUCCAGGACGAUCCUUAG